Lingula anatina is the source of this 1193-nucleotide messenger RNA. RefSeq names its product ileal sodium/bile acid cotransporter. Gene Ontology annotation, molecular function: bile acid:sodium symporter activity. Gene Ontology annotation, cellular component: membrane. NCBI's taxonomy places the organism in Eukaryota, Metazoa, Brachiopoda, Lingulata, Lingulida, Lingulidae. Gene Ontology annotation, biological process: bile acid and bile salt transport. The record is from RefSeq and is a predicted model, not a curated record.
UGUCUGUAAUAUUUAACAAUCUUAAGACACCAUGGAUCUAGAUGAAAAUGGAACGUAUGGCAAUUUUACGGAGGUCGUGCAGGAUCCAGUCAAGGAGAAUUUAAAACAAGCCAUCCAGUGGCUUUUGCCGAUUAUCUUGGUGCUCAUUAUGUUAGGGAUGGGGUGCGAUAUUGAGUGGAAGGUACUGAAGGUGCACAUCAAGCGUCCGAUCGGUCCAGUUAUUGGCGCUGCCUGUCAGUUCAUCGUGAUGCCUCUCCUGGCCUUCAGCCUGGCACACGCCCUACAACUCUCUGCGGACCGUGCCUUAGGGUUGUUAAUCCUUGGCUGUUGUCCGGGUGGAACGGUGUCCAAUAUGUUUACCUACUGGAAUGACGGGGACGUUCCUCUCAGUGUUUUCAUGACAACCUGUUCCACCAUCCUCGCCUUUGGCAUGAUGCCCUUGAAUCUGUUUAUAUACAGUCGAAGUUGGACGGACGACGUAGUUGUGCCGUUCCUGAAAAUCUUCAUCACUCUCCUUACGGUUGUCAUACCAGCUGGAAUCGGCGUGCUUAUCAGGUGGAAACUUCCGAAAAUUGCCAAAAGGCUUGUGCAGGUAGCCAGUGGAUGCGGCAUGGUAAGCAUACUCAUUGUCAUCGUUUGCCAAAUCAUCCUUUACCCACACAUAUUCACGUCAGAAUGGAAGAUCUGGAUAGCCGCUGUGCUUUUGCCAUUCGUUGGAAUUAUCCUGGGGUAUGCGUUUUCGGCCGCCGCUUGCCAGACUGCCAAAUGUUGCCGAACCAUUGCGUUUGAGACAGGGAGUCAGAACGUGGCAAUAGCCCUCACUCUGAUUGCGAUAUCAUUUUCUCCGGAUAGAGGAGCGUAUAUUAUUUCAAUUCCUGUUCUGUCAAUCGUCACAAUGGUGGUUAACCCAUCUGUAAUAACAGUUAUUUAUAAAAUUUUCAUGUGCUGGAAAAUACAAAAGGCCAAUAGGAUAGAAAUAGAAGAAUCAGAGCCUAAAGCAAUAUCAAUAAUUAAAUUCAAUAUUAAUGGUAAUUACAACACCAGUUACCAAUAAUUUUUACAUAUAAAAGAAUAUCUGCAAGUUCUGUAAUUUAUAUUUGUAUAACUACACUUUCUCAUAUACUUAUUUAGAAUGUAGAAGGAAUGGGUCGGGUUCUAUAUUUAUAAAUAUGCAAACAACUUAAGCAUUUCAA